AGUGGCUAAACUGAUCUCUGAAACAAAUACCUUGUUUACAAUAAAAUGUUUUGGUUUGCUAAAGAUGAGUGGAGAUGAUAAGCAUGGAUCAAAAGAGGUUUGGCAGCCAGGCAAGAAUUCAAGGACCUCAAGCUAACAUUGCAUACAUAAAUUUUACCCAGUAGCAUUAGCUCAGUAAUUAUUGAUACGCUUUAGCUAUAAUAAUUUAUGAAUGAAGGCAAUUUACUUAUCAGAAAUAAACUACUGUAAAGGACUAUUUUGUUAUCGAUUCUUUGUGGAGUUUAUCGGAAGUUAAGUUUAGUCCAAAGAAGCUGUUUGUUUAUGUUGUUGCUACUAAAACCGUGUCCGAAUUUGUCAGUGUCAAUUCUGUUACUGUCAAACUCUGUUACCAACGUAGAGUAUUAUAAACAUGUACAAUUUAAUAAAAAUGCUGUUGUUGUUUUUAGUUUUAAUUCGAUGUUGGAGUUUACUUUUAAACCAUGGUUAGGUUUCCCCUCGGGUUUAAUGUCACGACCACAUCCCAUGCGCUACCUGAUGCAUGAAGAUGUAAGAUCGCAACUGUAUCUAUCUUCUCUGCUUCUACAGUGAACUGAAAGUAUGCUGUGGUAUGAUUGUGAGAUGUCAGAUCUCUGUUGUGUCUUUGACUAUAAUGUGUCUCGUGACCUGUUUUCAAAGUUUUUCUAAAUACUUGCUUGUUGCUUCAAAGUGAUUCUCAUCCUCCAACCUAAAAAGUGUGCCUUUUUUUGGAAAAUAAUUCAUUGCAGAAACUAUAGGUUAUGUUCAACUAAACAUAACAUGGUGGACUUUGAUCUUUGACAGGAAGACAACACAAGACUAAAAAAGGUUUUUGAGAAGCUAUCAUGGUCUUGGGGGCCGGUAUAAUUUCUAAAACCUCGUAGACAUGACCACACAGGAACCUGCCUAGAUAAUCAGACUUCAAGAUUAAACCACCAUGAAUGCAUGAGAACAUUUCUUUCGUGCAUUCUUAUGUAAAGGCUCAAGAGUUACUGUAAGGAGUUUGUUGUUUACAGAGCACUUUGUUUUUGGCAUGGCUCGGCUGUGCAGUGGAGUCUUUUUACUGCUAGUAACGGCCUCGAUUGGGAGUGCACUUGACUGGAACCUUUUACAAGUCCAUCUGAAACCGGCAGCAAACAUUACAGUUUGUGAAGGGGAUUCGAUUCAAAUUAACUGCACUUGGAAUGAAAUGCAAGGGAAAGUGAGCUGGCACUUUAACUCAACCUAUAAAAACUGUGAGUCAAAGAAGAUAGGCGAAAACUCACCCUUCUUUGUUCAACAAAAUAACAGCACUUUGUCAACGUUUGAAAACUCUUCCGUAAAGAUCACUGACAGCGGAUGGUACUUUUGCAAAGUCACCUUUGAUAUUCCUGUUCUCAGAACUAAAUGCAGUGAUGGACUUUAUAUUCUGGUUGAACCAAACAGCACCCAGGAUCCAACUCAGACACCAACUCAAAACCAAACUACCACAAAUUCACCAACAGUUUGUUCCCCAAGAGAUGAACCGACCAAGCCAACAAUUGAAAAUUGGUGGAUAUGGAUAUGGGUAGCGGUUGCUGUUGGAUGCGUAGUACUAAUUAUAAUAGUUGUUGCCAUAUGCCUGUUAUCAUGCAAAACCAAAGAGGCCAUUUAUGAAAAUACAGCACUGCAGAAAUCCAGCUGUUGGCGACAGGAUCGGAGUCGGAAGGACGCAUGCAACGUGCCACCGUCCAAAAAAGUCGAAACCAUUAAACCUCUGAGGAAAUAUGACACACUUUCUGAAAACAGAUACCACAGACCUUAAGUUAGGGCUAUUUAGCGCUGAUCCUGGAGAGUCGAUGUCCUUUAGAGUUUAGUUUCAAUCCUUAUCAAAGUCAUUUUUAAAGCAAUUCUAAAUACGAUGUAGCUUGUUAUGUAUUUUUUAUGUGUGAUAUUUGAGAUAUUUCAUAUUUGGAUUAGGGUUAGAACUAAAAUCUGCACUGGCCUUCCAAAACCGGAGUUGACGCCAUAUUGGUGCCAUAAUUUAUUCAAUACAUUUUUUAUCCUCUUUAUCGAUUUAAUGGUGUAAUUGAGAGUUUUCCACUACAUGGAAAGCUGCCCUUAUGAAAAUUAACCAUGUUUUUUUGGUGUAUUAAUUACUAUGAGGAAAACCAUGGUUUUACUACACUAACCAUGAUUUAACUAUGGUUUUUGAAAACCAUGGUUGCCAAAACCAUGGUUAUUUUGUGGUUAACAUGGUUUUACUACAGUAACCAUGUUUUUUGUUGUUUUUUACUGUAAUAAAACCAUGGUUAAUUUUCGUAAGGGUGUAUAUACAUAUUUUGUUUAUUUUUUAAUGUACACAUGUAUUUUUUGUGUUUUUUAUGUUAAAUACUUUUCUCUCCUAGCUUUACGCAAUUGUGAAUAUCUGAAGAUGCUUCCUGAAAAAUAUUAUUUUAAAACAUUCAAAACAUUGCUCUGUUUACUUGAGUAUCAUGUACGGUCAACCAAUGGUGUGAGUUUGGGGUGGGGCCUUUCUGUUUAACCAAUUAAAUAAUAAUGGAAGUGUUUGGGAAACAUUCUCAUAAUUCAAGUUCAGUAUUAUUCACAUGUACAGAAAACUAGUGGAAUUUAUUUUUGUAUACCGCUUUCAUAUCAUACUGAAACAUCUUGUGGUUACAAAUAAAUAUGAGA
Misgurnus anguillicaudatus (oriental weatherfish) is the source of this 2667-nucleotide messenger RNA. RefSeq lists its product as uncharacterized. NCBI's taxonomy places the organism in Eukaryota, Metazoa, Chordata, Actinopteri, Cypriniformes, Cobitidae. The record is from RefSeq and is a predicted model, not a curated record.